Molecule: messenger RNA, 2439 nt
Organism: Torulaspora delbrueckii
Lineage: Eukaryota; Fungi; Ascomycota; Saccharomycetes; Saccharomycetales; Saccharomycetaceae
Gene: NOT3
Product: CCR4-NOT core subunit NOT3
Exons: 1
Coding region: 1-2439 (812 amino acids)
Biological process (GO): regulation of DNA-templated transcription; nuclear-transcribed mRNA poly(A) tail shortening
Cellular component (GO): CCR4-NOT core complex; nucleus; P-body
Source: RefSeq, a predicted model, not a curated record
AUGGCGCAUCGUAAAUUGCAGCAGGAGAUCGAUAGGGUAUUUAAAAAGAUCAACGAAGGUCUUGAAAUAUUCGAUACUUACUACGAAAGACAUGAGAAUUGUACAAAUAAUCCCUCUCAGAAGGAUAAAUUAGAGUCUGACCUUAAGAGAGAGGUGAAGAAGUUACAAAGACUCCGGGAACAGAUAAAAUCAUGGCAAAGUUCACCGGAAAUUAAGGAUAAGGACUCUUUGCUGGAUUAUAGGCGGUCUGUGGAGACAGCGAUGGAAAAAUAUAAAGCGGUAGAGAAGGCAUCAAAGGAGAAAGCUUAUUCCAACAUAAGCCUGAAAAAAUCUGACCUUCUGGAUCCGCAGGAACGAGAGCGAAGGGAUGUAUCCGAGUUCUUAUCCGGUACAAUCGAUGAGCUAGAAAGACAAUAUGAUGGUCUACAAGUGGAGGUUGAUAGACUGAUAUUGCUGAAUAAGAAGAAAAAGACAGCAUCGUCGGCAAAUGAACAGCAAAAGGAGCAAUUGAAGGCGUUGCAAGCAAGAUAUAGGUGGCAUCAGCAACAAAUUGAACUAGCUCUGCGACUUCUCGCAAAUGAAGAAUUGGAUCCUGAUAGUGUUAAGGAAGUACAGGAUGAUAUCAACUACUUUGUAGAUUCUAAUCAGGAUCCUGAUUUUGUUGAAGAUGAAACGAUUUAUGACGCACUAAACUUACAGUCGAAUGAAGCUAUUGCACAUGAAGUGGCCCAGUACUUUGCGUCGCAAUUGGCUGAGGAUAAUGCCGACGAAGAGGACUCAAGGGACGCCUCCAGACUCUCCAAGAAGGAGCAAAGGAAACUUGAGAGAGAUGCCAAGAAAGCUGCAAAGGCAGCUGCAAAGUCGAAACCUGAGGAAGAGGUACCAGCGUCACCAGUUGAUGAAUCGGAAGCUGUGGAGCUGCCCAAGAGUAAAUCUGCCUCACCAGAACAGAAAACGACAGAACCACUGAAGAGUGUGCCGUCGUCAGCUGCCGUGCCAGCUACAACAAAGAGCCCGAACGGGUUGGGUGCCACUAUUCCGAAGGCAAGCUUGACUUCAUCUACUCCAAGCAACAAUAAUCAUGAAUCGCACAGUGGGCAUACGCACAUCCACCAAAGCCUCAAUGGUGUAACCACAACCAGCACCUUAAAGCCCGCCACAGUACCGAUAAGGCCCGCUGGUGAGUUGAAGUGGGCUGUUGCCGCUUCUCAAGGUGUUGAAAAGGACAAGAAAAUUUCGUCAUCUAUAUCAGCAACGAAUGUUGCAGGAACGGUUAAUAACCAAACGACUGCAUCUAGCACAUCUGCAUCUUCUGCUAUCAGCAGUAGGGCUACGAGCGCUACCAACACACCUAGAUUGGCUGCACAGUCAUUGGAGCCAUCUAAUUUAGCACAGCUGGAUAACUCAGCCUAUGGUAGCAGCAACUCACUAUCGGCUAAUACUGCAGCGGCUGUACUAGCAGCUGGAGCAGCAGCCGUACAUCUGAAUAACAAAGCCAUUCACAGAAAUAACAGCUCAUCCCAUCAGCUAGCGGAAGCUCUCAAUUACAGAAACUUGAGCGGGGACUCAAGCUCGAAAGCAGACCUGAAUCAAACCGAGAACUUGGAAGAUGUGAGCGCUCCAGACCUGGUGAUUGAUGAUUAUGAGCCUGAACUAACUGAUGACGAGAUUGAAAACGAACCAGUUCCAGAGCAUCUAAGUGCCGAGGAGUACAUUAAACGCACUGAGGCAAAGGAACAGAUGAGGAAAGAGCUCAUCGAGGACUACGAACUAUUGCUGCUGCCAAGUGGAAUCCAAGAGUUUAUCAUGGGUACGCACUUAUUCACCAAGGGUCUAGAGCCACUAGAUGGCAAAGUGGGGGGCUUCAGACGUUCCUGCGACACUUGCAACAUACCAAGAUUCGAUGAGGUACCUCUGGGAGUCAACCCUCCUGCUCCUCUAGAUGCCUUUAGGUCUACACAGCAAUGGGAUAUAACUCGAUGUUCGUUGAGAUCUAUCAUCCAAAAUGGAGAUUUAAAUGACGAUGAGAAGUACGAAGCAAUAAUAGAGAAGUUUAGAUCUUUAGAGAUGUUCACGCUUUUUUAUAACUACUACUUCGCAGUCACUCCGUUGGAACAGACGAUAGCUUCCCUUGUAUUGAGUGAAAGAAAUUGGAAGGUCUCGAAGAGCGGUACUCUUUGGUUCUUAAGGCAGGGAGAGCCCAAAUUCGCUAAUGAAGUUUGUGAAGUAGCCGAUUACAAGAUUUUCAAAUUGGAUGAUUGGACUGUAGCGGAUAAGCCUAACUUCAAGUUGGACUACGCUGCUUUGAAGGAAGCACCGGCUACACUACCUUCGGCUCAAAAAGAUCAAUCGAUCGAUACCAAUGGAUUGAAUGAUCUGAGUCAUGGUCAACAACUUCUGCAGCAGCUAAAGCAGGGCAAGAUUGCUGUGUCUGAUUAA